AUGGAUCCUUCCUGCGGUGCUUAUGGUCGAAUUUGGCUGUUCCUUGCCGACCUAAAUCUUGUUCUUGGUUGUUUACCGGCCCCAACACACUAUGGACCUGCGGCUUUCAACUCGUUCAUGUCGCCGCAAAACCCGUACCAGUCUAGCUUAGAUUUUCAUUCACAGCUAUCAAGGAAACAGCCAACCCAUCGAUUGAGAGCUUGGAAGAAUACUCACUCUAGAUUUGGCCGCAAACGGUUAGAGAAAGCUUGUACAACUUCAAAAUCAUGUCCAGUUCCCAUUCCUUCCAUUCAACAGUCCGCACAUGUCUACAGUCGUCACAAGCAUCAGAGGCCCCACGAACCAUCUCAGCAAACCAGUCAAAGUUGGUCAACCAAUCAGCAUCAAACCUCUCAAUCCCCUUGCAAACAAACUGUAAAGCAUGCUGUGUACACCUACGAGCAGGAUCCUCGGUGGUUGGAGGACUUGAAGGGUGAACCUUAUACUACUGAGUGUUUAGAUCACGAAGAACCCUCAGCUGUAGAUUACCCAAACGAUUCAGCAGAAGAUCACUCAUCAUUACAGUUGCGACCACCUGGUGAUAGCAUGAUUGGAGACCAGGAGACUGCUUGCGGUUCAGACAAAUUAAAAGACGAAGUUGAUCAGGAUGAAAUUGAAUUUGUCGACCGGUCUGAUCUAGACAUCAAUGCGGAUCCAGAUUACUUAGAACAACAACCCAAGCCAGCUUUUGAUUUAAAAAACUAUAGCGCUGAAGAUGUCGACAACUGGGCCAGCACCCUGUCAGCAUAUGAAUUCGAGCACCUUCGUGUUAUGGGACCCAAUGCUAGAACUGAAUUUUUCCGACAUGAUUACUCCCACUACCAGCCCAAUGACACAGACAAAAAUAACUCCUACCAACAGCAGCUCAAUUACCAAGUGGACAACUCUAAAUCUAAUUUCUACGAUGACUUGGAUGCACACAACCCUCAGCUAGAAGAAAAUUUAGAUGGCUCAGUGGGUUUUGUUGCUGAAAAUGGUCUCAAUGAUGGUAGCGGUUUUGACAAUGGUGGUUUUGACAAUGGCGGUUUCGACAAUGGCGGUUUUGACAAUGGCGGUUUUGACAAUGGCGGUUUUGAAGAUAGCGGUUUUGACGAUGGCGUCUUUGACGACAGCAGCUUUGAUGGUGGUUUUGAUGAUGGCUAUGGUUCCACUUAUUAG
Molecule: messenger RNA, 1197 nt
Organism: Puccinia graminis f. sp. tritici CRL 75-36-700-3
Lineage: Eukaryota; Fungi; Basidiomycota; Pucciniomycetes; Pucciniales; Pucciniaceae
Exons: 2
Coding region: 1-1197 (398 amino acids)
Source: RefSeq, a predicted model, not a curated record